Messenger RNA from Periconia digitata, 828 nucleotides. Lineage: Eukaryota; Fungi; Ascomycota; Dothideomycetes; Pleosporales; Periconiaceae. The record is from the annotation of a GenBank genome assembly.
AUGAAAAUCCCCUCCUCUCACGACCUCCACAACUCAACCCCCCCUCCGCCAAACACAACAACCUCCGACUCCCUAAGUGCAACGCGUCUCCGCGUCCUCUCCAACGCCCACGCCAUCUACGGCUCCACCCGCUGCCUCGACGUCCUCACCUACGGCACAACCACAUCAUCAACCAUCAGCGCCGCAAUCGUCGAACACAACCCCUCAGGCCGAGCCUUCAUCCACGCCACCAGCGCCCCCGAACCCUCGCGUCUCGCCGCCGUCGAACACCUCCUCGUCAUCACAGAAGACAUCCUCGCCCGCCUCGUCGAAAAAGAAGGCAUUUCCAGCUCAGGAUGGCUACCCACGACGCCACAAACCCAGCACGCCAUCACAUUCGGUCGCCAAAACUCGUUUUCGCAGUCCCAGCAACAACAAAGCGCUUCAAGGCACGAGUCCGGCGGGAGCCCGUUUGGCAGUUUCCAGAACCUGCAAUCGCUGAGGUACGAAUCUGCGCCUGUUUCGCGCAGGGAGUCGGUCGUCAUGGGGGGUGGGAGGGUCGAGGGCACGGUCACGAGCUCGAAUGUUUCUACGCCCGCGGUUCAUGCGAGGGAUGGCUUCUUUCAUGGUGGCGGUGCUGCUGGAAGUCAUGGGUAUGUUGGUCAUGGUAGUGCGAGUCAUGCGGGUGCUCUCCCGCCUAUCCCUUCGCCGCUUCCGACAAGUGUUGGGGUUGGGGGGAGUACUGCGCUUGGGGCGCCUUCUGGGGCGUCGGCUACGGCGGCGAAUGUGGUUGUGCCUCGACCGCAGAGGACGGAUAAGGUGAGGUGGAUUAUGGGGUCUGAGGGGUGA